Messenger RNA from Danaus plexippus (monarch butterfly), 1974 nucleotides. It is a transcript of the gene mh, whose product is annotated as DNA-dependent metalloprotease dvc-1. The transcript has 3 exons. Gene Ontology annotation, biological process: DNA repair. Gene Ontology annotation, cellular component: nucleus. The record is from RefSeq and is a predicted model, not a curated record. Bases 70 to 1800 code for a protein of 576 amino acids. Gene Ontology annotation, molecular function: polyubiquitin modification-dependent protein binding; metalloendopeptidase activity; single-stranded DNA binding. NCBI's taxonomy places the organism in Eukaryota, Metazoa, Arthropoda, Insecta, Lepidoptera, Nymphalidae.
CGUCAAUUUGAAAUCCUGCGCUAACUUGUUUUGACUUCUGAAAAGAUUAAACUAAUGAAAUGAAAAGAAAUGAAAGAAAUAAUGAACUUAGCAGACCCGGAAUUGGAGCUCAUAGACCCGACACCCAAUGUUCAUAUGCUGUUUAUACAAUUCGACAAAAUAUUCUUUUAUACGAAACUUGCAAGCAGAGCUGUGGUGCGAUGGAGUAAAAGAAUGUAUUCUUGUGCUGGGAUAUGUUCGUAUGAUAGGGGAGGACUCUGUGAUAUAGCUCUCAGUGAACCCCUGCUGAAGUUGAGGCCUCGCAAGGAUCUAAUUGAGACACUUCUGCAUGAAAUGAUUCAUGCAUACCUGUUCGUCACAUGUCAGGAUCAGGACAGAGAUGGUCACGGACCCAAUUUUAAGUCACACAUGUAUAGAAUCAACAGUGCAGCCGGCCUCAACAUCAGUAUCUAUCAUGAUUUUCAUGAUGAGGUGAAACUUUACCAAACGCACUGGUGGAGAUGUGAUGGUCCAUGUCAAUCAAGGAAACCACACUUUGGUAUUGUCCGUAGAACUAACAACAGAGCUCCAGGACCUUCAGAUUACUGGUGGAACGAUCAUUUGAGAAAAUGCGGAGGUACCUUCAUUAAGAUAAAAGAACCGGAAAAUCAAGGUAGGAAAAAAGCAGUCCCUAAAGUUAAUAAAGGAGAUAUCACAAAAUACAUCAACAAUAAAGAUAAAAUAAAGGGUGUCCCAGCUGAAAAAUUGACCAAACCAAUAUUGAAAGAUAAUAAUAUGAUAAAAAAUAAUUCAGUAACCAAGAGUAAUGGCAGCGGGACAGUUGUUGUUACUAAAAAGAACAAUGUGGUGUUUAAUCCAAAGCCAAACAAACAAAUUGAACUCUUCAGCGGAACAGGGCACACAUUGAGCGGGAAGACCACAACACUCCUGGAUAUUGCCGAAACUGUUAGAAGUAUUUGGGCAAAUAAAGAGAUACCCACCAUGGCACCCGAUAGAAAAGAAGUUAAAGGUAUGGUAGGUAGAAAGAAUGAGAAUUCUGUAUCUGGUAAUAAGCAUAAAAGUGAUAGUUCCAAUCAAUAUUCUCCGCCCAUGAAAAUCAAGAAAAUUGAUGAUUACUUCAAAAAGAGCGCCAAAAAUGUCUUAAAGGAUAUCUAUGGACAAGACUUUGAUAUAAAAGAAGUUAAUGCAAACAAGAGAUUGUCUGUGGUGGCAGUUGAAAAUGACUUAGUUGAUUGUCCUGUUUGCAGUCAAAAAAUUGCCAGUAAUCAAGUUAACCAACAUUUAGACGAGUGCCUUAAUAAAGAUAUAAUAGAAAAGAUAUCCAAAGAUAGCAUUCAGCCUGUGAUAUUUAGUGAGAUAAGCAAUAAAGAUGUCGAAAAGUCAAAAAUAGAAGUCAGUAAAACAAAUGACGUCAAAGAAACUUGUAGACAAAUAAAUAAAAAGUCAAAGAUAAAAAAUGAAACGGGUGUACAAAUUAAAAUGGAACCCGGGACUAGCUGGGACAUAAAAGUCGAAGCUGGAACGAGCAAAUCACUUAAUGAACAGAAAUGUCCGUGCUGCGAAAAAAACAUAAACAACACUAUGGAUGAACAUCUGGAUGAAUGUUUAGCUUUCUUGAGUGAUCCGACAACAGCGCCCGCCGAGGGUGACACCAGUUUGAUAGAAACCAUUGAAAUUGAAGAUGAUCUGGAUGAAUCUCUGACCUUCAACUCCACCGGCACCAAAUGCCCUUGUCCCUGCUGUCUCCAAAUGAUUGAGCAAGCCAAUAUGAAUUCCCAUUUAGAUUCAUGUUUGAGUUGAUCCAUCACCAUUAUUAUCCUAUAUUAUGAUGCUGAUCUCCAUGUUGUGAUAGCAUUUUCAAUGACAUUGUUUCUAUCAUGUUCGUUAUUAUCUAAUUUGUUAUGUUAUUCGAUUUUUUACUUACAUUCCUAUAGAUAUACAUAUUUAAUAAAUUAUUUUUCUACCAAAACGCAA